CGCUUAUCAGCCAUCCAUUCCUCCCCGCCUUAUCCAUCCGUGGCCUCUCCUACAUAUUAUUUUCUUCCUUUCCAUCAUCUUUGUACUCUCUCAAUUUCUUGAUUGCACAGGUUUCGGGGAUUCAUAGCUAUGGCAACAGCCUCAGCCACACUUUCUUCAUCAAUAUUUGCUGCUGCAACUGUUUCCAAUCUCCCAAGGAGAAGAAGCAUCAAAGUGCACUACAUAUCAGGACUCAACUCCUAUGAUGGGCUUAAAGCUCACAACAGUAUCGCUUCAUUAGGGAAACCUGUCUGCACCCAGCAGUGCUUUGCAAAGGUUGUCAGCUCACUGAAAGCUCCUUCCAGAGGCAGAGGUGGUGGCGGCGCUCUCUCUUCAAAAUGCAGUGUAGCUGGUGAGAUCUUCAGGAUUGCAGCCAUCAUGAAUGGCCUUGUUCUUGUUGGUGUUGCAGUUGGAUUUGUUCUCCUUCGACUCGAGACAUUUAUUGAGGAAUCUGAGUGAGAAUUUAGAAACCUAGGUUGCUUUAUAUUGUCGUCCUUUAGCAAUUAUGUAAUUCUGUUUGAUUCUUCCUCGAUGCAGAAAACUUCCCUUUUUUUUCCUCACCAGAAUCAGUAUAAGAAACCAGAAAGUUGUUGUUUCUAAGCAAAUGAUUGAUUUAAUAAAAUUACUCCUUUUGU
Molecule: messenger RNA, 674 nt
Organism: Rubroshorea leprosula
Lineage: Eukaryota; Viridiplantae; Streptophyta; Magnoliopsida; Malvales; Dipterocarpaceae
Source: the annotation of a GenBank genome assembly